Molecule: messenger RNA, 1323 nt
Organism: Linum trigynum
Lineage: Eukaryota; Viridiplantae; Streptophyta; Magnoliopsida; Malpighiales; Linaceae
Source: the annotation of a GenBank genome assembly
AUGACAGUUCUGGGAUCCAAGCUUCAUCAAGAUGAACUUAACGGCAGUGCGAGGAGUUCCUAUUUCAAUUCCCCUCCUCUGGAUGUCUCCGUUGCAUUCCCUCAGGCAACUCCAGCUUCCAAAUUUCCUACUCAUGUUGCGGACUACUACCAGUUAGAUGAUCUGUUGACCCCUGAGGAGCAGGCUAUAAGGCUCCAAGUCAGGCAGUGUAUGGAGAAAGAAGUAGCCCCUGUAAUGGCUGAGUACUGGGAGAAGGCAAAGUUCCCAUUUCAUGUCAUUCCGAAGCUAGGUGAAAUGUGUGUUGCAGGUGGUACAAUCAAGGGUUAUGGAUGUCCUGGCCUUUCCAUCACUGGCAGUGCUCUUGCCACUGCCGAAGUUGCUAGAGUGGAUGCUAGCUGUUCUACUUUCAUUUUGGUGCACUCAUCUUUAGCAAUGCUCACCAUAGCUCUCUGUGGUUCAGAGGAACAAAAGCAGAAAUAUUUACCAUCGUUGGCACAAUUAAGCAAUGUGGCAUGUUGGGCUUUGACUGAGCCUGACUAUGGAAGCGAUGCUAGUGCUUUGAGAACAACAGCCACAAAGGUUGCUGGUGGUUGGAUACUCGAAGGCCAAAAACGUUGGAUCGGAAAUGGUACCUUUGCGGAUGUAUUGAUUAUCUUUGCCCGAAAUGCCUCAACAAAUCAGAUUAAUGGAUUUAUUGUGAAGAAGAACGCCCCUGGACUAACAGCUACAAAAAUAGAGAACAAAAUCGGCCUGCGAAUUGUGCAGAAUGCAGACAUUGUCAUGAACAGAGUUUUUGUACCUGACGAGGACAGGUUGCCUGGGGUCAACUCCUUCCAAGACACAGCCAAGGUGCUGGCUGUUUCACGUGUGAUGGUGGCCUGGCAGCCGAUCGGGAUAUGCAUGGGGAUCUACGACAUGUGCCACAGGUACCUUAGAGAGAGGAAGCAGUUCAAGGCACCGUUGGCGGCUUUCCAGAUCAACCAGCAGAAGCUUGCUCAGAUGCUUGGCAACAUCCAAGCCAUGACCCUGGUUGGUUGGCGGCUCUGCAAGUUGUACGAAGCCGGCACGAUGACUCCAGGUCAAGCCAGUUUAGGAAAGUCAUGGAUCACAUUGAGGGCGAGGGAAACGGCUGCACUGGGGAGGGAACUUCUUGGUGGGAAUGGAGUAUUGGGUGAUUUCCUAGUUGCCAAGGCGUUCUGCGAUCUGGAGCCGAUUUACACAUACGAAGGAACUUACGACAUCAACAGCUUGGUGACAGCAAGGGAAGUCACUGGCAUCGCCAGCUUCAAGCCAACCUUUCUCACCAAACAAAGCCGCUUAUAA